This is a messenger RNA of Marasmius oreades (fairy-ring Marasmius), 4509 nucleotides long. RefSeq lists its product as uncharacterized. Gene Ontology annotation, biological process: transmembrane transport. The record is from RefSeq and is a predicted model, not a curated record. NCBI's taxonomy places the organism in Eukaryota, Fungi, Basidiomycota, Agaricomycetes, Agaricales, Marasmiaceae. The coding region runs from base 119 to 4363 and encodes 1414 amino acids. The transcript has 26 exons. Gene Ontology annotation, cellular component: membrane. Gene Ontology annotation, molecular function: ATP hydrolysis activity; ATP binding; ABC-type transporter activity.
ACACUUUCAAUCCUGGCCCGUAACAUCCGCAUACGGGACCCAUCCAUGUAUUUUCUACUUUUAAUCCGAGGGUCUGAAUCACGUCAGAAUUUGGCCCGUUUUUUUUUUGACGACAACCAUGGCCGAAUCACCUUCCAAUGUACUCGCCCAGCCUGCCCCUGCCCGUCCAUGGCACUCCCGCGUUCCUUUCAUUCCGACCAAAGCUCGUCCUCCUCCAAGCUCAGUAGACGAUGCUCAUCUUAUUCCUGAAGUCGGGGCAUCAUGGUUUUCGAUCCUCACUUUCUCGUGGAUGACGCCAAUACUUGUUUUGGGUUAUGCUCGGCCUCUUGAAAUCACCGAUUUGUAUCGACUUAGCGACAAGAAAUCUACUGAAGUCUACGCUGAAUCGAUCAUCGAGUCAUUUGAACGACGACGACACGAGUCAGACGCAUAUAACCAGACCCUUGACGAUGGAACGGCCAGGCCACCACCUCACCUUGCUUUUUGGUGGAUCUUGCUCGGAAACAGGGAAGAAAGAACACAACUCUGGAGAAAGACAGCAAAGAGAAAGACUCCGAGCCUCGCGCUUGCUUGUAAUGACGCAGUCUAUUGGUGGUUCGGGUUCGGUGGCCUUUGUCGCCUAUUGGCAGAUGUAGGCAUAAUGACCAGCCCUCUGCUUGUCAAAGCUAUCAUCGAAUUCGCAAGAGAAUCUCACGAAAAACUCUCUGCAGGCGAGGGGUUACCAUCUAUAGGUCCAGGUGUAAGUCUAGCGAUAGGUUUAUGGGCUAUUCAAGUCGCCAUAUCCCUUUUAAAUGCGCAAGCUUAUCAUCGAGGUUACACUACUGGCGUGAUUUUACGCGCAGCUCUCAUUCACGCGUUAUUCUCCCGAUCGCUCAAGCUUACCUCUCGAACACGAUCUACGCGAGGUCUGACUGCCGGAAGGCUCACCUCCAUGAUUAGUACGGACGUGUCAAGAAUUGAUUUCUGCAUGGCUUACUUUCACAUGGCUUUCACUGCGCCGAUACAGAUGAUAAUCUGUCUUAUUAUCCUGUGCAUCAAUUUAGGAUACAGCGCUCUCCCCGGCUUCGCGUUUUUCUUGUUGUUCAGCCCGCUGCAAGGAAGGAUCACGAAAAUGCUCUUUGUUCUACGAAAGAGAAGUAUGGUUUGGACAGAUCGGAGAAUUUCUCUCCUACAAGAGCUUCUCGGCAGCAUGCGUAUUAUCAAGCUUUUCGCGUGGGAGCUUCCAUUCUUGGAGCGCGUCGAGAAGUUCCGUACUGAAGAGAUGAGGUUUCUUCGUUCACGAUUGAUGUUUCGGUCGAUCAAUAACGCUUUGGCUUUUGCAUUGCCCACACUUUCUGCCGUCCUUUCCUUCAUUGCCUUUGCUUUGACCGGCCAUGUACUUGAACCGUCCGUGAUAUUCUCUUCGCUCUCUCUUUUCAACCUCCUCAGGACACCCUUGACCUUCCUACCUGUUUCACUGAGUUCAAUGGCAGAUGCAUAUAACGCGGUUGCUCGAGUGCAAGAGGUGUUCGUUGCUGAGUUGAUGACCAAAAAUAUAAGGGUUGAUCUAGAGUUGGAUGUCGCCGUGUCGGUCAAGGACGCUCACUUCACAUGGGACGCGCCACCCCCGACUUCGAAGCAAGCGGCAGCAACACCUGCCACCAGGCCAAUCAAUAAGGUCGCACUUCGCAAAGUAAAGAAACCUUUCAACAAAAAAUCACCCCACACAAGUGAAGAACUAGCUGAGCAACAGCCGAACGAAAAACAUUUGGAUACGGAACGUCGGAUUUUCAGGCUGAGGAAUAUCAAUCUUUCAAUUCCUCGUGGCCAGUUGUGCGCUAUUGUAGGUCCCAUUGGUGCUGGGAAAUCGAGUUUGCUACAGGGAUUGGUGGGAGAAAUGCACAAGGCUCAAGGCGAAGUUGUCUUUGGGGAACGUGUCGGCUAUUGUCCGCAAAGCGCUUGGAUUCAGAGUACAACAAUCAGAGACAACAUCACCUUUGGUCAACACUUCGAUGAAGAAAAAUACUGGAAAGUCGUCCAAGCUGCUUGCCUCUUGCCCGACCUUGAGAUGCUUACUCCAGGCGGGGACCUUACUGAAAUCGGUGAAAAGGGUAUCUCCCUUUCCGGUGGCCAAAAGCAGCGUAUCAACAUCGCUCGAGCGCUCUACUUCGGGAGCAAAAUCACCUUAUUUGACGAUCCUCUCUCUGCGCUGGACGCUCAGGUAGCCAAAGACGUAUUCAAAAAUGUUAUGCAAGAUGCUCUUGCGGGGACCACUCGAAUAGUUGUAACACAUGCCCUUCACUUCCUGCCCCACAUGGAUUAUAUCAUAACCCUCAACAACGGGGUUGUCGUCGAGGAGGGAUCAUAUUCUGAUCUUAUGGCCAAAAGAGGUACAUUCGCGAGGUUCAUCGAAGAGUUCGGCAGUAAUGGAUCUCAGCAUGAUCUGCACAAAAAAGGAGCUAGGACGGACGCUAAGGAAAACACGACCGACACGGAGGCGCCAAAGAACGACAAGCCGACGAAGAAACUGAUGCAGCUGGAAGAUCGGAACGUGGGAUCUGUUAGCUUCAAGACGUACAUGAACUUCUUCCGAGCGGGUCACCUUCCCUUUACCUUCCCGCUGUUCCUCGUUGCAGUGUUGUUCUUCCAAGGAUCUAGCGUUCUUAGUCCAUAUUGGCUGGUUUGGUGGCAACAAGAGACCUUUUCGUUCGGCCAGGGUAUCUAUAUGGCAAUCUAUGCUAUUCUCGGAUUUGCACAAGCAUUUGGGCUAUUUUCGAUGGGCGCAGUGUUUGCUUUGUUCACGUUCAAUGCAUCAAGAACUCUACACCGCAAUGCUCUGAAGCGCGUGAUGCAUGCACCUGUCUCGUUUUUUGAUACUACCCCUCUCGGCAGGAUCAUGAAUCGUUUCAGUAAAGACGUCGACACUCUGGAUAACAUUGUCGGCGAGGCAAUGCGCCAAUUUCUGGGCACGAUAGUUCAAGUUAUAGGCUCGAUCAUCCUAGUUUCGGUCAUCAUUCCUUGGUUCCUCAUCGCGAUAGUGUUCAUUCUCGUGCUAUACUACUGGAUAACGAUAUUUUACCGGGCUAGUGCUCGAGAGCUCAAGCGUCUAGAUGCCGUGCUCCGAUCCUCCUUAUACAGCCACUUCUCCGAAUCCAUGUCUGGUCUGACGACAAUACGUGCCUACGGCGAAUCUAUACGGUUUUGCAAUGAGAACGCGUCCAGAACCGACUUGGAAAACAGAGCUUAUUGGCUUAGCGUAUCCAAUCAACGCUGGUUGAGUAUCCGUCUUGACUUUUUGGGCUCUAUCAUGGUGUUCGCAGUUGCAAUCAUGGCAGUCGGCACUCGCCUUGACAUAUCUCCUGCACAGACUGGUGCGGUCUUGUCGUAUAUGCUCGUUGUCCAACAGGCCUUUGGAUGGGCCGUCCGACAAAGUGCCGAAGUGGAGAAUAAUAUGAAUGCUGUCGAGCGUAUUCUUUACUAUUCCCAUGCUGUGGAACAAGAACCACCUCAUGAACUCCCUGAAAACAAACCUCCACCACAAUGGCCGAAAGCAGGAUCUAUUGAAAUGUCGGAUGUGGUGGUAAGCUAUCGGCCAGGACUACCGCCAGUCCUCAAGGGUGUCACUUUGGAUGUCCGUGGCGGAGAACAUAUUGGAAUAGUGGGGAGGACCGGCGCUGGAAAGUCGACCAUCACCGUGACUCUCUACCGGAUAAUCGAACUAAUAUCGGGGAGUAUCAAAAUUGAUGGGGUCGAUAUCUCCAAGAUUGGGCUGGCCGACCUUCGGAAGGCAUUAGCAAUUAUUCCACAGGAACCGAUUCUCUUCAGCGGCGACCUGCGUUCUAACCUAGACCCCUUUGGACAAUAUGACGAUGCGGUUUUAUGGGAUGCUCUUAGGCGCUCGUGGCUCCUUGACACCGCGAAAACGGACCGUCUCUCCUUCAGUUCGGCUAGUACUGUUUACGAGGUUUCUCCAAAUCGGUUGACCUUGGAUAGUAAGAUCGAGGAAGGAGGGUGCAACCUCUCUGUUGGACAGCGUUCUCUCGUGAGUCUUGCUCGUGCACUCGUCAAGAAUUCGAAGAUAAUCAUCAUGGAUGAAGCGACUGCGUCCGUCGAUUUCGAGACGGACAGGAAUAUUCAAGAUACUAUCCAAACAGAGUUUGCGGAUCGAACACUACUGUGCGUCGCGCACCGUCUCCGGACGAUUAUCGGAUAUGAUCGCGUUUGUGUUCUUGACGCGGGACAGGUCAAAGAAUUCGAUUCACCGGAGGCUUUGUGGGCGAAGGGCAAUGGUAUCUUCCGAGGGAUGUGUGAAAGUUCAGGUAUUUCUUUGGCUGAUAUAGAAACUGCCAGCCAACAAAAUAAAAUUGUCAAGAACAUGCUAUAGAAUCUACUUCACGAUCGUUCCUUCUAUGACUUGGAGUAUUUGUUUAUGAUAGCGCUACCAUGUAUGAGAAUAUGACUACCUCCACACCAUGACUAGAGUUCCUCGAAUUGCUAUCUCACCACACCUCCACCAUGUCGCAUUUGCAG